Molecule: messenger RNA, 650 nt
Organism: Hydractinia symbiolongicarpus
Lineage: Eukaryota; Metazoa; Cnidaria; Hydrozoa; Anthoathecata; Hydractiniidae
Product: mitochondrial import receptor subunit TOM22 homolog
Exons: 3
Coding region: 113-502 (129 amino acids)
Biological process (GO): intracellular protein transport
Cellular component (GO): mitochondrial outer membrane
Source: RefSeq, a predicted model, not a curated record
UUAGUCACGUAUUUUAUAUCGUUAUAUGUAACUUCCAUAGGCUGCAGUGACCACAGAACGUGAUAGGCAUCAAAUCUUUGGCUGAUUGAAAUCGGCCAUAUAUCACCCUAUUAUGGUCGAGAUAAGCGAAGCGUCAGAGGCUGACUUACAGCAACUUGAGUCUGUAUCGAACAUUCAUGAUGAAGAUGACAUUGAAGAUGAAACCAUAGCAGAACGGUUGUGGGCGUUAACAGAAAUGUUUCCAGAUUCUGUGCGCAACACAUCUUGGAAGGCAGCAACUUCAUCUGUAUCAGGUGCAAAGAAGUUGUAUAAGUUUUCACGCUCUGCAUUAUGGGUUGCUGGGACGUCUUUUGUAAUCCUCGCCAUGCCUGUUCUCUUUGAAAUUGAGCGAGUGCAAACAGAAGAAGCAGCCUUGAUGCAACAAAGACAGAUUCUUUUGGGACCUGGUAGUAGUCAAUCGACUGGUGCCCCACCAUUAAAUUUACAACCACAAAGAAGGUAACUGUCAAUCUACAAGAUGUAAUGCUACAUCAGAUCUUGCUACUGUAUGGUAUCCGUUGAGAUAUAUUGUUGUAUUGGGACAUGUUUAACUUGUUUAACAAAAAUAACUUUUUGUUCAUAUUUUAUUAUAAAUAUAUUUUUUAUAAAUA